Molecule: messenger RNA, 2734 nt
Organism: Perognathus longimembris pacificus (Pacific pocket mouse)
Lineage: Eukaryota; Metazoa; Chordata; Mammalia; Rodentia; Heteromyidae
Gene: Slc6a17
Product: solute carrier family 6 member 17
Exons: 12
Coding region: 356-2539 (727 amino acids)
Biological process (GO): sodium ion transmembrane transport; proline transport; alanine transport
Cellular component (GO): plasma membrane; synaptic vesicle
Source: RefSeq, a predicted model, not a curated record
GAACCUGGGCCUCCAGGCUAUUCCCCCAGAGCCCCGGAGCGCGAAGCAGGCGGGUGCCGGGCUGAGACUGGCGGACGAGGGAGGAAGGCAGCGAUCGGAGUCGCGUGCGCCAGCUUGCAGCUCUUGGGGUCCCGAGUCCCGGCCAGGCCCGGUCAUCACCACUCUCGGAGUGCCUGUUGGAGGGACUGUGCGCCCGCGAGCCGUCGGGGAUCACAGCUACUCGGCUGGAGUCCAGGGCCGAGUCCGCGCGACGGCCCACGCGGGACAGGUCUCUGGAUGAGAAGAAGCUGACGGCAACGGGGCCCCACCUUCUCUGUGUGUGGAGGAGCAGGGCUACACAGCCCCUGUGGCACCCAUGCCGAAGAACAGCAAAGUGACCCAGCGUGAGCACAGCAACGAGCAUGUCACCGAGUCAGUGGCCGACCUGCUGGCCCUUGAGGAGCCUGUGGAUUAUAAACAGAGUGUCCUGAACGUGGCUGGAGAGACAGGUGCCAAGCAGAAGGUGGUGGAGGAGGAGCUGGAUGCAGAGGACCGGCCAGCCUGGAAUAGCAAGCUUCAGUACAUCCUGGCCCAGAUCGGCUUCUCUGUGGGCCUUGGCAACAUUUGGAGAUUCCCCUACCUGUGCCAGAAAAAUGGAGGAGGUGCCUACUUGGUGCCUUACCUGGUGCUGCUGAUCAUUAUUGGCAUCCCGCUUUUCUUUCUGGAGCUGGCUGUGGGCCAGAGGAUCCGUCGUGGCAGCAUUGGUGUAUGGCACUACGUGUGCCCCCGCCUGGGGGGAAUCGGCUUUUCCAGCUGUAUUGUUUGCCUCUUUGUUGGGCUGUAUUAUAAUGUGAUCAUUGGAUGGAGUAUCUUCUACUUCUUCAAGUCCUUCCAGUACCCACUACCCUGGAGCGAAUGUCCUGUCAUCAGGAAUGGGACCACGGCAGUGGUGGAAGCAGAGUGUGAGAAGAGCUCAGCCACUACGUACUUCUGGUAUCGAGAGGCCUUGGACAUCUCCAACUCCAUCUCAGAGAGUGGAGGCCUCAACUGGAAGAUGACAUUGUGCCUCCUGGUGGCCUGGAGCAUCGUGGGCAUGGCUGUCGUCAAAGGCAUCCAGUCCUCAGGCAAGGUGAUGUACUUCAGCUCUCUCUUCCCCUAUGUGGUGCUGGCCUGCUUCCUGGUCCGGGGACUGCUGCUGCGAGGAGCAGUUGAUGGUAUCCUGCACAUGUUCACUCCUAAAUUGGACAAGAUGCUGGAUCCACAGGUAUGGCGAGAGGCAGCCACACAGGUCUUCUUCGCCCUGGGACUGGGCUUUGGUGGUGUCAUUGCCUUCUCCAGCUACAACAAGCAGGACAACAACUGCCACUUUGACGCCGCUCUGGUGUCCUUCAUCAAUUUCUUCACUUCGGUGUUGGCUACCCUGGUGGUGUUCGCUGUGCUGGGCUUCAAGGCCAACAUCAUGAACGAGAAAUGUGUGGUGGAGAAUGCCGAGAAAAUCCUUGGGUACCUCAACUCCAAUGUCCUAAGCCGGGACCUCAUUCCACCCCAUGUCAACUUCUCCCACCUGACCACCAAGGACUACGCGGAGAUGUACAACGUCAUCAUGACUGUGAAGGAAGAACACUUCUCAGACCUGGGCCUAGAUGCGUGCCUCCUAGAAGAUGAGCUGAACAAGUCUGUACAGGGCACAGGCCUGGCCUUCAUCGCCUUCACAGAGGCCAUGACACACUUCCCUGCCUCACCAUUCUGGUCUGUCAUGUUCUUCCUGAUGCUCAUCAACCUGGGCCUGGGCAGCAUGAUCGGGACCAUGGCAGGCAUCACCACACCCAUCAUCGACACCUUCAAGGUGCCCAAGGAGAUGUUCACAGUGGGCUGCUGUGUCUUUGCAUUCUUCGUGGGGCUGUUGUUCGUCCAGCGCUCCGGAAACUACUUUGUCACCAUGUUUGAUGACUACUCGGCCACCCUGCCACUCACUGUCAUCGUCAUCCUUGAGAACAUUGCUGUGGCCUGGAUCUAUGGAACCAAGAAGUUCAUGCAGGAGCUGACGGAGAUGCUGGGAUUCCAACCCUACCGCUUCUACUUCUACAUGUGGAAGUUUGUGUCUCCCCUGUGCAUGGCCGUGCUUACCACAGCCAGCAUCAUCCAGCUGGGGGUGACCCCCCCGGGCUACAGUGCCUGGAUCAAGGAGGAGGCUGCAGAGCGCUACCUGUAUUUCCCUAACUGGGCCAUGGCACUGCUGGUCACCCUCAUCGUUGUGGCAACCCUGCCCAUCCCCGUGGUGUUCAUCCUGAGACAUUUCCACCUGCUGUCUGAUGGCUCCAACACCCUCUCCGUGUCCUACAAGAAGGGCCGCAUGAUGAAGGACAUCUCGAACCUGGAAGAGAACGACGAGACCCGCUUUAUCCUCAGCAAGGUGCCCAGUGAGGCGCCCUCCCCCAUGCCCACCCACCGCUCCUAUCUGGGACCCGGCAGCACAUCGCCCCUAGAUACCAGCGGCAACCCCAAUGGACGCUAUGGAAGCGGCUACCUCCUGGCCAGCACCCCUGAGUCAGAGCUGUGACCACGACCCCCAUGCUGCCCUUUUCCCCCCUGCCUACCCGCUCCUCCCACUUGUCUGGGCCUACCCUCUUCAUCCAUGGUGGCCAUCAGGUCUAGGCCAGGCCCUCUGCCAAGCACAGAGGGUCCACCUGGCCGCACUCCCCACCCAUGCCCCCGGCAUUCUGCUCCCUCAUUUUGAGCAGGAAGCUGGGCACAG